Mugil cephalus (flathead mullet) is the source of this 1773-nucleotide messenger RNA. RefSeq names its product NFKB inhibitor interacting Ras-like 2 (gene nkiras2). Gene Ontology annotation, biological process: canonical NF-kappaB signal transduction. The transcript is spliced from 4 exons. The coding region runs from base 155 to 733 and encodes 192 amino acids. NCBI's taxonomy places the organism in Eukaryota, Metazoa, Chordata, Actinopteri, Mugiliformes, Mugilidae. Gene Ontology annotation, molecular function: GTPase activity; GTP binding. The record is from RefSeq and is a predicted model, not a curated record.
GUCAGGGUCCAUGUUCACAGCAUCACAGCUCUCCGUCGCCAUUUUGCCGUGAAUCGGGAGGGGCGUGGCCAUACACUGCAGUCGUUACGUUCACCGUAAACAGGAAGUAGCCCGUUUAGUAAAACAUUUUCGGAACGGAGAGGGAGACAUCAGGAUGGGCAAAAGCUGUAAAGUGGUGGUGUGUGGCCAGGGUGCAGUUGGAAAAACAGCCGUAUUGGAACAACUGCUGUAUGCCAAUCAUGUUGCAGGCUCUGAGCCCAUGGAGACCCUGGAGGAUAUUUAUAUCGGAUCCAUCGAAACUGACCGCGGCACGCGGGAGCAGGUGCGCUUCUACGACACCCGUGGACUCCGGGAGGGGAUGGAGUUUCCCCGCCACUACUACACGUUUGCUGACGGCUUCGUGCUCGUCUACAGCAUAGACAGUAAAGAGUCCUUCAAGCGAAUGGAGGCUCUCAAGAAAGACAUUGAUCGUCACAGGGAUAAGAAAGAGGUGACUAUUGUUGUGUUGGGCAACAAGCUGGACAGGCAGGACGAGAGGAGGAUUGACUCUAACAUGGCCCAGAACUGGGCGAAGAAUGAGAAGGUGCGUCUGUGGGAAGUGUCGGUGGUGGACCGACGUACACUCAUUGAGCCCUUUGUCUACCUGGCCAGCAAAAUGACCCAGCCCCAGAGCAAGUCCACUUUCCCUCUCAGCCGCAAUAAGAACAAGGGCAGUGGGUCAACGGACAGCUAAAAGCCCUGACACAGCUCUCUUGUUAAAUUGUACUUCAAAAAAUAAAUUUUGAUGUCACGAGGGAUUCAGGCUGCAAGAAUUUGGAGGAUUUUGAGAACAUGGAAAAGAUGAGAGAAAAGGCAGGAUGAUUGUAUGGAUAUUUAUAUCCAGUGUGCACUGUUAGCAUUAUAUUAUAUUACUUCUGUACCCAUAUCAGUUAAGAAAUCAAAGAAGUGUCUUUUACCUUUUUUUUGUCAUCUACAUUUCACAUGUAACAUUCAUGUCUGGACAAUUGAUUGUGUUCUUUGGGUUUACUGUACACCUUGUAGUUCAUAAACUACUGACAAUCAACAUUUUGAUUUCAUUUUAUAGAGACUGUGAGUCUAUUCGGUGAGUGCUUUACGGCACUCACCGAAUAGAAUAGAUAAAUUAGGACUGUGCACAUAUUUACACUGGCUGGCAUUUUUAUGUUUUUAUGUUCAUGUACAUUAGAUGUGUACGCAGACAAUGUUCUCCACAACCUGCAUCACAGAAAUUCCACAUAAAAUAACAUGAAGGAUGACUGAACUGGGCUUAGGAGCGUUACUGAUGCUGUACUGUAGCUGUCUUGUUCAUUGAUCUGGAGAUUUGUUACAGCCUUGUUGCUGAGAUUCACUACUUAAUUUAGAGUGAAUGGCUGACAUUCCUUACCACACAUGGUUUCAAGACUCUGAGUACAAGAUGUUCAUACCAUAUUAACAAAAUGUCCAAUGUAAUCAGUUACUGUUGGUUUGUUUCUACUGAGGUGCUAAAUGAACCGUAGACGUGAGCCAGUCACUGUUUCUUCAGAGUGUGACGAGAGGUCAAACGCGAGCAGCUGUUCAGUUUUUUUUUUUUUUCUCCACUGGAAAUGCAUUUGACAUUGUCUUGAAAAUUCUUGUUUGUACAAGAGUGUGGCAACACUACGUAUCACACAUGCAACAUUAUUUGUGAAUAUCAAGCUUUUAUGUAUAAGUGUGCUCACUUGGCAUUUGUUUGCAUGCUUUGUAAACAAAUUAAAGCAUUGUUUGUGCCAAACCAAA